This is a messenger RNA of Ilex paraguariensis (yerba mate), 3167 nucleotides long. The record is from the annotation of a GenBank genome assembly. NCBI's taxonomy places the organism in Eukaryota, Viridiplantae, Streptophyta, Magnoliopsida, Aquifoliales, Aquifoliaceae.
CUCCGACUCCGGUACAAUAAUAUAGCCUCGAGUUCUUUCGUCUUCCUCUCUCCACAUACUCUCAUACCUCUUCUCUCUCAGCGUCAAACCCCAACACGCUCUCCAACUUAUACCUUCACCUGUACGGACGUCCCUUACACCGAAAGAUAUUUCCGAUCGAAUGGCCGACAAGUUCUCACAAUCCGUGGAGUUCGGUCUCAAGCUCUCAAAACGGAUUUCCUACGGAAAAGAAGGUUCACUGUCGGCGCCGAAGCUGGCGGUGAUGGAGAAGAAGUUAUCGUCGCUGGAGACGUAUAUUCCGACGGCGCCGAUGGUUUAUGCGGUCAUAUCGGACCCGUCGAUCGUUGAUAAUCCUGACAUUCCGAGUUACCAGCCGUAUGUGCAUGGAAGAUGUGACCCUCCGGCGUUUAUUCCACUGCACAUGCAUGGGAUUGCAAUGGAGGUGGACUGUUAUUUGGAUACGGCCUUUGUUACGGUCACUGGAACUUGGCGACUUCAUUGUGUUAUGGCUGGCAAAAGUUGUGAUUGUCGCAUUGCAAUACCGAUGGGUGAGCAGGGUUCAGUUCUAGGUGUCGAAGUCAGUAGUAGAAGAUCAUACUAUACGCAGCUAAUUACAAUGGCGGAUGCGGAGGACAUAGACGGCCCUAAGGACGGGUUCUUGUUAAAAGGCAAGAUAUACACAUUAAAGAUUCCCCAGGUUGAUGGGGGAACCAGUCUUUCUAUUAAAAUCAGUUGGUCCCAGAAAUUGUCAUAUCAAGAUGGUCAAUUCUGCCUCUGCGUUCCAUUUAGCUUUCCUGCACAUGUCAUACCUGUUGGAAAGAAAAUGUUUAGAAAAGAAAAGAUAUUGUUAAAUGUGAAUUCAGGCUCUGGGACAGAGGUUUUAUGCAAAACUACUAGCCAUCCUUUAAAGGAACUAAGACGUCAGGCUGGGAAAUUAGGCUUUUUAUAUGAGGCAGAAGUUCAGACAUGGUCUACUGAUGACUUUAGUUUUCUGUAUACUGUUUCUUCAAGUGAUAUAUUUGGUGGCCUGCUGUUGCAGUCUCCAUCUCUGGAUGAUUUUGACCAAAGGGAGAUGUUUUGUCUUUAUCUAUUCCCAGGGAUCAACCACGGUAGGAAGGUUUUCAGAAAGGAAGUGGUUUUUGUAGUUGAUAUUAGUGGUAGCAUGCGAGAUGGCCCUCUUGAGAAUACAAAAGAUGCAGUACUGGCAGCCAUCUACAAUCUCAACCCAGAAGAUUCUUUUAACAUCAUAGCUUUCAAUGGUACUACUUCAUUAUUCUCACCGUCCAUGCAUCUGGCAACCAAGGAAGCAAUCGAAAAUGCUGCUCAGUGGAUUAGCGUAAAUUUUAUCGCGGAGGGAAGUACCAACAUUUUGCUUCCUCUAAAGCUGGCAAUAGAGAUGCUGGCCAAAGUUGGUGACUCAGUUCCUCUAAUUUUCCUUGUUACUGAUGGGGCUGUUGAAGAUGAAAGACAAAUUUGUGCUCUUAUGAAAGGUCACUUGAUGAGUAGUGGAUUGAAUUGUCCUCGAAUUUGCACUUUUGGCAUAGGCUCAUAUUGUAACCAUUACUUCUUGCAAAUGCUAGCACAAGUUGGAAGGGGAUAUUAUGAUGCUGCAUUUGAUGUUGAUUCAAUCAACACCCGAAUGCAAAGGCUACUUAAUAGUGCAUCCUCAAUCAUUCUUGCAAGUAUAACCAUUGAUGCUCUUGAACAUCUUGACUCACUUGAGUUGUAUCCUGUUCAUAUUCCAGACCUUUUGUCUGGAAGUCCAUUGAUUAUGUCAGGCAGAUAUCACGGGAACAUUCCUGACUCAGUUAAAGCAAGUGGGACUUUGGCAGAUUUGAGCAAUUUUGUGAUAGAUGUGAAAGUGCAAAAAGCAAAGGACAUUUCUAUCGACAGAGUAUUUGCAAGGAGACAAAUUGAUAUACUCACAGCUCAUGCAUGGUUGUCGGAUAGUAAACAACUAAAGGACAAGGUUGCAAAAAUGAGCAUGCGAACAGGGGUACCUUCAGAGUAUACCCACAUAAUUCUUGUUCAGACCAAUCAAUCUUCUAACUCAGUUGUAACAGUUGAGAAUAUAGCCCAUUUGGAUGGCAAGAAGUUCAUUGCCCUGCAGAGUUCGGGUAUUGGCUUUGGCAACUUGUUAGCCACUGCUGAGAAUCUUCCUCCAGGAUCCAAAGUACCCAAGUUAGAUGAAUCUACAGGAUUGAUCAUGAAAACCGCUUCAAACUGUUGCGGCACGCUACUUGAUUUUUGCUGUUGCAUGUGUUUUAUCCAGUUUUGUUCACGACUAAAUGAUCGAUGCGCAGUUACUUUCACACAGCUUUGCGGUGCCCUUGGAUGUUUUGAGCUCAUCAAUUGCUGUUUUGAAUUAUGCGUUUCAUGCGACCAAUUCUGCUGAGGAAGUAGGAAUUGAACAUGAAGUACCAAAUUAUGGUAAUACUAUGUACAUAUGGUGUUUUCUACAAUAAUAUAUCGAUAUAAAUGAAGUUGUUCAGAAUAUUUUCCUUGUGAUUGUGAUCAGUCGGUCUUUAGGGGGAAGAGAAUGUAAUUGCGAGUUAUCAAAUGCAUCAUACCUGAAUGAUCAUAGGCCAAAAGUGGUUUGUUUAUUAGUUAGACAUGUGGUCGUGGCACGGGAGUCGUAUGAUUAUUUUGGUCAUGAUUCAGAUGGAAUGCAUCAUAAAUCGGGGCAAUUGCACAAGCCAUAUGCUCUCGUUGAUUACCCGAGGACUACCGCUAGAAGGCAUUGUCACCGUGACUUGGUGCCUAAUGUGUUUCAUGGAAAGGAAUGAAACGAACAAGAGUCCCCGUAGACUUCUCUGAUCCCACUAGUGUCUAAAGUUGGAUUUCCAUUUGAUCUUAUUUAAAUGAUUUAAGAAAGCUUGGUUUAAAAUCUCGGUGGAAGCAAGAGUACGUCAUGUUAAUGUGCCUUGAAUGAUCUCUAUCACAAGGGUUAAUUCCAUAUCGCUUUAAUAAGUGGGUGAGGUACUUGGCAAAUGUUGAAUUCGUAGUAACAUAUGUGGUGUUGAAAGCCACAAUGAUUAACUAUUUCCCACGGUCCCUAUGAAAACGAAGCGGGAUGCCACAGCCUUGUGUUCCAAGGGGACGAAGAAAAGAAAAAACACCAACCGUAUAUUGACUUUCAAGGUGUUCUUACAACAUGACAUAUGAUU